AUGACUGAUCGCCCCUACAAACGUCAGCGGAAAUUAACCCCCUAUUCGUCAGCUCAGAACGCUGAAUCUGAGACAAAGAAUAACCAGACAGGUCUUCAUCACGCAUCUUCCAGAGAAAAAUUGAACGACAGUGAUAAUGACAUAAUAGAUGAUGCCUAUGAUUCUUACGAUGAGUUAUUCACUCAACACUUCGUGGAUGAAGAGUUUGUAGCACAGGACGUGCCCAAAACUCAAACGCCUUGUCGAGAACAGUCACCCACGCAAAGUACAAAUGGUGCGUGGAAACAUACCAAUUCUCGCAAACGCUUUGUCGUCUCCGAUGACAAAUGUAAAAACCUAUCGUCAAUUAUUCAUCAGGACUGCAUAUUGCCAUGGGCCCAGCAGUACCCCCCUACAACCUUGGACGAGUUGGCGGUCCAUAAAAGGAAGGUUUUAGACGUGCAAAAUUGGUUUCGUGACGCUUUUGCGGGGAAUCAAGAGCGUAGACUCCUCGUCCUUCGAGGCCCUGCGGGAAGCGGCAAAACGACCACAGUAAACUUAUUGUCCCAAACGCUAGGGUUUGAUAUACUCGAGUGGAAGAAUCCUCCAGUUUCAGAAUUCGCUACGAAAGGAUAUGUAUCUGUUGCUGUUCAGUUUGAGGAGUUCCUUGACCGUGGGAAUAAAUUUAGAAAGCUUGAUUUGGACGGUGUUGCUGACUGUCCGCAUGGUGGGCAAGCCUCCAACAGUCGCUAUACUCAGCAGCGUAUCAUCUUGAUUGAAGAUUUGGCUGCAUUCAGAUUAUCCUUACAGCGAUAUCUUGCUAAUGGACCCCCACUGCACUCUAACGGACUUCAUCGGAAUAAAGUCAAAGUUCAAACUAGCUACCCUAUUGUGAUAAUUGUAUCGGAGACCCAUCUCACUUCGGGAUCUUCUUCUGAAAGGCUUUUCAAUCAUCCCAGCACAGCCAUCAUUGAGUUUAACAGCAUUGCCCCAACAUUUAUAUAUAAAGCUUUGAAAUUGAUUCUAGACAAAGAGUCCCGUCAUUCCAAGCGUGACAAGAACCCAGGCCCUGCUAUACUGCAGAGCAUAUCCCGAUCAGGAGACAUUCGAAGUGCAGUAGCCUCCCUGGAAUUUCUCUGUCUUGGCGUGGAGGAGCGGGGGCCUCGCCAUAAUCUAGUCACUCAGAGAGAAGCUACUCUAGGAAUAUUUCAUGCUGUCGGGAAGAUCGUAUACAACAAACGAGACGAUGCGAAUUUUGCAGCCGAAGACUUUAGAUUGCCGUCACCACCAGACCAUAUGUGGCAUCAUGACCGACCAAGGGUCUCGCAAGUUCCUGUUAAUGAGCUUGUGGAGGAGACAGGAACUGAUACGCAAACUUUUAUUCGUGCCCUGCAUGAGAAUUACGUACCAUCUUGCGAUGGUUCGUCGUUUGUGGAUUGUGUCGACGCAUGCAUAGGCGCUCUUUCAGACAGCGAUGUCUUACAUAUCGACUAUAGAAGGAUUUACGGGGCCCGUACGAAUACCAGCGCCAGUGUCGAUAUACUGCGACAGGAAGAUAUAAGUUAUCAAGUUGCUGCUCGUGGUUUACUUUUUUCUCUUCCUCACCCAGUGAAAAGGCGUAUAGCAUCAUCAAGCUGUGCAGGUCGACCGAACGAUGCUCAUAAGAUGUUCUUUCCGAGCGGGUUGCGGCUGAUGCGAGAAGAGGAGGUAAUCGGAGGGCUCGUGAAUAUAUGGAUAACAAAGUUGCUAAAUCCACUCGGUGGGAUGUUGUCAGGCUUAGGUCUUGAAAUGACCCCAUCAUCAAGAAAAUGCCGCCCAGAGCGAGAUGAUCAUGGCCAUGACCAAGCGGGAAUCGUGACGAUGAUACCCCGUGAAGAUUUGUUGCUCUACCAGCUGCCAUACAUGGCGAAGAUUCAUCGCGGCGAGGUCGAAAUCAGCCAGCUGCGAAGGAUUACCUCUUUCAAUGAAACUGGAUACGCAAGCGAUUACCUUGGAGAUGACGUUCAUGACUCUGACGAAAGCCACUUAGGCUCUACUUCUGCUGAGAACUCUCGAAUACCACAGUUAGGAGACGUCAAAUAUCACAACAAAAGCAACGCUUUUGGGCCCCGGCUGCCACCUAGUUAUGAGCAAGAGGAGACGCUUGUUCUGAGCGACGACGAUAUUAUGUCCAAUCGAAAUGCCAGAACCUUAGUUAAGAGGAGCAACGACAACAAAAAUACAUCGCCAUGUGUGAAGGUGGAAGGGGGUUUACGCAAGGCUAAUGCAAACCUUGUUGGACCCAAUGCACACAAGGGCUCAUAUGCAAGCUUAGGUAGCAUAACGACUGCAGCGACUUAUGCUACCCUUCCUGGCUGGACAACUAUAGCCUUGAUGGUCUCUUUGAUUUUUGGCGGUUGUUGUGCCAAUGUAGUGUACACAGCCUUCUUUGUGACUGUCAACCUUCUAAACAAUUGGGCCUUUGCUUACAAAAUUUCUGUCCCAUUACAUAUUAUUCUAAGAUCCGGGGGCCCCGUGGCGUCCAUGGUCAUUGGAUAUGUAUUUAAUGCUAAGAAAUACUCACAUGGCCAAAUUCUCGCAGUAGCUAUGCUCACUAUAGGCGUUAUUGCUGCAGCAUUAGCUGAUGCUCAUACGAAGGGUCAACCAAUGAGCAUUGGUGAUCAACGAAACGAUUCCACCACGGCUAACACAUUGAUCGGUUUCAGUAUUCUUGCCCUAGCAAUGGUCCUCUCAGCUUUCCAAGGGAUCUACGCGGACCGACUCUACGAGUCUUAUGGCAGAAACCACUGGAAGGAGGCCCUUUUUUAUUCGCACACACUCUCAUUGCCGCUCUUCAUACCAACUUACCCACACCUUUUGGCUCAAUGGCGGACAUUGCUGUCAUCGCCCUCCUUGCUUUCUGGAAUUUAUGCUAUCGCCAAGAGAAAUGAUUCCAUCUUGAGCUCCCCAGUGCCGUUUGGCACUGAACUAGCUGCUCCUUCAAAGACAUCGUUCGUGGAUUCAGUUCCCAUGUCAAUCAUCAGCACCACCACGCACCUCCUGGCAGAGCUCGAACACUCCAAGCCUAUUCGGCUUAUUUUAACCUGUAUCCCAACGCAGGUAUUCUAUCUUUUAAUGAAUGCCUUCACGCAGUAUCUGUGUAUCCGUGGGGUCCAUCUGCUUUCUGCGAAAUCAUCCUCGCUGACGGUCACCAUUGUGCUGAACGUUCGAAAGCUCGUCUCAUUAUUGCUGUCUAUCUAUCUGUUUGGAAACAAUCUUGCACCAGGUGUGCUUGUCGGGGCCAUAUUCGUUUUCGUGGGGGGUGCUUUGUAUGGUUUUGAAGGCGCACGCUUGAGGAAGAUAUCUAUCAAGAAAGACUGA
Messenger RNA from Aspergillus alliaceus, 3339 nucleotides. Its product is annotated as putative cell cycle checkpoint protein Rad17. Gene Ontology annotation, molecular function: chromatin binding. Bases 1 to 3339 code for a protein of 1112 amino acids. Gene Ontology annotation, biological process: transmembrane transport; mitotic DNA replication checkpoint signaling; DNA damage checkpoint signaling. The record is from RefSeq and is a predicted model, not a curated record. The transcript is spliced from 9 exons. NCBI's taxonomy places the organism in Eukaryota, Fungi, Ascomycota, Eurotiomycetes, Eurotiales, Aspergillaceae.